UUAAGCACUCCCCAAGUCUCAACAACUGAAUUCAUUCACGACUUUAAACAAACAUACAACGCGCAUAAAGAUAACACACCCUUCCUUUCACUUUCACUAUCAUAGUUCCUUGCAGACCUGCACAGAACUUUCUUCUAUCCAUGGAGGACAACUCACAACUCACAACCAUGGUCAUGUUGCUCCUCCUGCUUCUCUUCCUUUCGGAGUCCAAAAUGGCGACUGCGGCUCACUGUACCACCAUUACACCCACCAAGACAUAUCAGAAGUGCAUGACACUACCUACCCAGGAAGCCUCCAUUGCAUGGACCUUUUAUCCUCACAAUGCCACCCUCGAUCUCGUCUUCUUCGGGAACUUCAUCUCCCCCUCUGGUUGGGUUGCUUGGGGAAUCAACCCUUCUACUCCGGAGAUGACCGGCACCCGCGCCCUCAUCGCCUUCCCCGACCCCAACUCCGGCGUAAUCAUUGUCCUUCCGUACAUCCUCGACCCCACCGUGAAGCUCCAACGCUCACCUCUCCUCUCUCACACACUCGACACCCACCUCCUCUCUUCCUCCGCCGCCCUCUUCAGCGGCCGUACCGCCACCGUACACGACGGCGCCUCCGUCCAAAUCUACGCCACACUGAAGCUCGUCCCAAACAAGACCAAGAUCCACCACGUCUGGAAUCGGGGCCUCUACGUGCAGGGCUAUUCCCCAACCAUCCAUCCCACCACAGCUAACGACCUCUCCUCCGUUGCCACCAUCGACGUCUUGUCAGGCGCCGCCUCCGCAAGACACAACGACAUCAAAACCCUGAAAACCGUGCACGGCAUCCUGAAUGCCGUCACUUGGGGGUUCUUGCUGCCCGUGGGAGUCGUCACGGCGAGAUACCUCCGACACAUAAACGCAUUGGGGCCUGCUUGGUUCUAUGCUCACGCGGGUAUUCAGCUAUCGGCGUUCCUGAUUGGUACCGCAGGGUUCGCCAUUGGAGUCCGGCUUGGGGCUUUGUCUCCAGGAGUGGAGUAUGGUAUCCACCGGAAGCUUGGAUUUGCGGCAUUUUGCUUGGCGAGUUUGCAGACAUUGGCAUUGUUGUUUAGGCCCAAGACUACAAACAAGUUUCGCAAGUACUGGAAGUCAUAUCACCAUUUUGUUGGGUAUGGAUGUGUGGUGUUGGGGGUUGUGAAUGUGUUUCAGGGUUUUGAUGUGAUGGGUAUUAGCAGGUCUUAUGCUAAGUUGGGUUACUGUUUGGCUCUGUCUACCUUGAUCGGAGUUUGUAUAGCUUUGGAGGUGAAUGGGUGGGUGGUUUUCUGCAGGAAAUCCAAGGAGGAGAAGAUGAGGAGGGAAGGAUUGGUGGGGACACUUGAAAAAGACAAUGCAAGCCAUAAUUGAGUGUUUUUUUUUUUAUUUUUGUGUG
Molecule: messenger RNA, 1392 nt
Organism: Telopea speciosissima
Lineage: Eukaryota; Viridiplantae; Streptophyta; Magnoliopsida; Proteales; Proteaceae
Product: cytochrome b561 and DOMON domain-containing protein At2g04850
Exons: 2
Coding region: 141-1367 (408 amino acids)
Source: RefSeq, a predicted model, not a curated record